This is a messenger RNA of Aureobasidium pullulans EXF-150, 1133 nucleotides long. RefSeq names its product steroid alpha reductase family protein. Gene Ontology annotation, molecular function: oxidoreductase activity, acting on the CH-CH group of donors. Bases 261 to 1133 code for a protein of 290 amino acids. Gene Ontology annotation, biological process: very long-chain fatty acid biosynthetic process. NCBI's taxonomy places the organism in Eukaryota, Fungi, Ascomycota, Dothideomycetes, Dothideales, Saccotheciaceae. The transcript has 3 exons. The record is from RefSeq and is a predicted model, not a curated record.
CUUCCGCUCAUUUGCUUCUGUCGUAUGUUGCCAAGCAACCCGCAAAGUGCUUGGGACACCUUGCCUGGUGUCUUCGUUAGUCCGCCCCGGUCCACCAACCGUUCAUAGCUUUGUCAGGAUGCCAAAUGACAUGUCGAUGCCCGUGAAUCAUGUGCCAAGAGCUUUCACGUGACCAAUGAUAGCGAAGCCAUAUAAUGACUCGUUCCUUCCCCGUCCCUUCAUUUUCCUCUUGUGUACUGUAUCGUUUGGGGUCCUGACAAAUGACAACCAUCACCGUCGUCGCCAGGGGCAAGCAUCUAUCAAGGUUGCCCUGCGAGUUACCUUGCGCGCCGACUUCUGCUCGUGAAUUGUACCAUCAAGUUUCUGCAGCCAGUGGGCUUCCCAUCCACCGUUUGCGAAUCUCAAGUAGGCCCGAUGGCACCGGUGCCAUCACGCUUGCUCAAGAUAGUUUGGAUCUGAGCGACACAAGGGAGCUUUUUGUAAAAGAUCUGGGGCCUCAAGUAUCUUGGCGGGAUGUCUACAUCAUCGAAUACCUCGGAGCGCUAGUCGCACACCCUGUCAUCUAUGUGGCUCGCCUCUCGCAUCCUACCUCUGUUCAGACGCUUUUACUUGCCCUUAUCAUCAUACAUUUCAUCAAACGCGAACUGGAAACGGUCUUCGUACACCGUUUCUCUAAUGCAACAAUGCCUUUGCGUAACAUCUUCAAAAACAGCUUUCAUUAUUGGAUCCUUUCGGGAGUCAUGUUGGCAUGGGUCUUCUAUGCGCCCGUCGAUCCUGCAAAAUCCCACCUUCGAGGUAGUGACUUUCUCGGCUUAUUAAUAUUCUCGGUCGGCGAGAUAGGAAAUCUUUACAUUCAUCUGAUUUUGCGCGGCCUCAGAUCCCAAGGAACUGUAGAGAGAAAGAUCCCGCAUGGCAUCGGUUUCGACUGGGUCACUUGUCCUAACUACCUGUAUGAGACUAUCGCAUGGUUGGGGAUCCUUGUCAUUAGCAGAAGCUGGGCAGUGCUUUUGUUCAUGACUGUGGCUGUUGCACAGAUGUGGGCUUGGGCUUGGAAGAAGGAGUUACGCUAUAGACGAGAAUUUCCGAACUCUUACAAGUUCAAGAAAUUUGUCGUACUUCCUGGUGUAUGCUAG